AUGUUAUUAGAAAAACAUAGUCGAAUAUUAACGAUAGCUAUGGAAGCAUUAGUGCAGGAUUUCGAACCACGCCAUGCUAUUCCAUAUAUGUGUUCGGAAGGAAUUUUCAGUGAUGACCAGCAGGAAAUAAUCCUUGGCAUGACGGGACGCACGCUACGUGUGAUGGAAUUCAUUCGACAGUAUCGAAAGUCAGCGAAUGCCCUUGAUCCAUUAAUAGCAUAUUUCGAGAAAUAUGGACAGCAACAUUUAGCGCAUCUUUUGUCGAAAGAUUAUAUACCUGAAGAUCAACCCUUAUUAACAUCUGAUGCGUUGGAAGAUCGGCUUUUUCUGGAAGGAAAUGUGCCGAGACUGCCGUUUUAUCGUGUGUUACGAGCAAAUUUGCUGGAAAAGUUGAAGAAUUUAUUAGUUGACUUAUCAUCUCAAGAUCAGUUUUGGCUUGUCGUCCACGGGUUUCCUGGAUGUGGCAAAAGUUUUUUAGCUGCCACCGUUUUACACGCUUAUCCAAUAUUAUUAAGUCGUUAUUACGAACACGUUAUAUGGGUUGAGGAUGGCUGUACCAGUGCAAGUCAGCUGUCUGGAGUUUUCUCAAACUUCGUAUUUCUAGCGACUGAUGCAUUGGUCUUAACCGGAAAAGAAACUUUUGCCCAAUUUUUGCCGUUGGCCAAAACUGCGUUACGUGAGAAACCAAAUACAUUGGUAGUAUUAAAUGAUAUUUAUCUUCAAGAAAGUGUGCGUUGGUUUGAUCAGCUGAAUUGUCGUAUCCUAGCCACAAGUCGUAACUUGGAAAUAUUUCAAGUAUCCUCUUCAAAUCCUGUGCAUUUUGCAGUUGAUCCACCUGGUUUUUCUUUGGCGGAAACAGAGAUAAUGUUCCAGCAACUACACUCUUCCGCUGCAGUGUCCUCAUCUUCUUAUAAUAAACAUCUUUUUCAUAUUCAUAGAAGAACGAUGGGCUUACCGGCACUUCUUGGCAUAGUAAGACAACAGGCAUGCAACAGUCAUAAUGACUUCUAUAACUUACGUUGCUUAUUGAAUUAUUAUCCUCUUACAACCAUAUCAACUUUUACUUAUUAUAAGCACAAAAAUAUGGUUGAUGCGAUUAUGGAGUCCUAUAAAUCUCUAACUGAAUGUCAAAAAACAAUUAUGGAAACUUUUGUCAUUUUUGGCUAUGAUCAAUGGGUACCGCUAGAGCUGGUUUUACUAUGUGUUCCGUUUGAUAUAUCUGGAGAUCAGGAUAUUUCAUGUAUGAUGUUGCAAGAAUUAGAACCGUUGGUAAAAUCAUCAUUAUUAGAUAAAAGAAUUGCUGCUUUGGAUGGUAAAGUCGAUAGUGAUGUGCCGUUGUUGUAUGAUUUCCAUAUUAAUCUUAUCAUGCAUUCGUUUCUUUCUGUUACGGUUGAUCGUCAAGCGAUUGAAGAUCGCCUUCGUUUAUUCAUCCGUCCAAAUGUUUCUUCAUUUUUGUUGGGACAUCGAUGCACGGACUCAAAUUUCAUGCACCGUGUUCACUCUUAUAUAAAUCUUCAUCCAUCUUUAUUCCAAGAAAUAAUUUACGAAGACUGCAGUCCUCAAAUUAAGGCGAUCGGACAAUAUGCUGAGAAUGAUUCAGAUUUUUGUAGUAACUUUUAUGAUAACGCAUCUGAUAAUAGUCGGAUUACAAGGAAGAAAUCCAACAGUACGGUUAAAAAUUGGUCUGAUAACUGUAUUUUCAUGUGA
Messenger RNA from Cercopithifilaria johnstoni, 1707 nucleotides. Lineage: Eukaryota; Metazoa; Nematoda; Chromadorea; Rhabditida; Onchocercidae. The record is from the annotation of a GenBank genome assembly.